Hypanus sabinus (Atlantic stingray) is the source of this 2568-nucleotide messenger RNA. RefSeq names its product cyclin-dependent kinase-like 2. Gene Ontology annotation, biological process: protein phosphorylation. NCBI's taxonomy places the organism in Eukaryota, Metazoa, Chordata, Chondrichthyes, Myliobatiformes, Dasyatidae. The record is from RefSeq and is a predicted model, not a curated record. The transcript has 14 exons. Gene Ontology annotation, molecular function: ATP binding; cyclin-dependent protein serine/threonine kinase activity. Bases 599 to 2470 code for a protein of 623 amino acids. Gene Ontology annotation, cellular component: nucleus.
CAUAAAUGAGGAGCAAUAUUGAUGGACUGGGUGUAUUUUUCUCUCUAACUGUUUACCUGCAAAGCCCAUAAACGUUUCAUUAACUGUUGAAGUGCAGUUCCGCAGAAUCGAUUCGAAAUGCUCGCAUGCGCAAAUGCCAGUCUUUUCCGCCGCUGCGGUUUUGAAAGCCGAGCCACUGGAAAGAUCAUUUUAAAUGCAUCGUUGCCUGUCUUGCGUCGCUCGCUGUACAAUUUGGUGUUCUGUGCUGGGUUCUACGGAUUCCACGUUCCAUUGUUUUGUAGUAACGGAACGUGUUGCUAUGGGUGCGGGUGAACGCGAAAUUAUUACACUGUUAGCGCAGAAAAAUGAGAUUAAAACCAUUCGCGACAGCAUGAUCGCCGUUCAACCAACUUCUGUCUCUUGAGAUGCUGGAUUGACCUCUCACGUUGAAAGGAGGACAAAUAUUGCACCUAUGUUUCAGUUGUCAGCCGGAUUUACUGAAGACCGUUAGAAAGAAGCAUUUAGACACAUGGAUGCAACUGAGAACGGCGUAAAACUCAUUUUCGGUUUUCACUAAUCGGACUCAUUCUUGUAAGGGGUGAAAGCAUCCAGCCUACAAAUGGAGAUGUACGACAAUCUGGGUCUAGUGGGAGAGGGUACGUAUGGAUCAGUGAUGAAAUGCCGGCACAAAGAGACAGGGCAAAUAGUCGCCAUCAAAAGAUUUCAAGAUCGUGAAGAUGACAGAUUGGUCAAGAAAAUUGCUGUCAGGGAAAUACGAUUUCUGAAGCAAUUUAGACAUGAAAAUCUAGUAAACCUUAUUGAGGUGUUCAAACAAAAGAAGCGUUUAUUCUUGGUGUUUGAAUUUGUUGACCACACUGUUUUGGAUGAUUUGGAACGGUUUCCGAAUGGUUUGGAAAGUAAGAGACUCAGAAGGUGCCUCAUCCAGGUGCUAAGGGCUACUGAGUAUCUUCACAAGAACAACAUAAUUCAUCGUGAUAUUAAACCUGAGAAUGUCUUGGUCUCAGGGUCAGGUGUUGUUAAACUCUGUGAUUUUGGCUUUGCCCGUACAUUGGCCGCACCAGGAGAGACUUACACAGAGUAUGUGGCCACUCGCUGGUAUAGGGCUCCAGAGCUAGUGAUUGGUGACAACAAAUAUGGAAAACCAGUGGACAUUUGGGCAUUUGGAUGCAUGUGCAUUGAAAUGGCAACAGGACGCCCCUUUCUGCCUGGAACCUCUGACUUAGACCAGAUCCAUAAGAUAGUGACUCAAGUGGGAAACUUAACGCCACGCCUCAAGAGUCUUUUUAGCAAAAAUCCUAUAUUUGCCGGGGUAUGUCUACCAGACGUCCAGAGACCAGAAUCACCAGAAAAGAAGCUGGCAAAAUGUAAUCCUUUGUUGACUCUGCUGGUGAAGAAAUGCUUACAGAUGGAUGCAGACAAGAGAGCUUCAUCCACAGAGCUUCUAAAACACGAAUAUUUCACAGCAGAUGGAUUCUCAGAAAAAUUUAUCCCAGAGAUUCAAGCUCAGGUCCUCAAGGAUAUGAAAGAUAAUCUGCUGUUGAUUAGAAAACGUAAAAACAUCAGCAAAGAAAUUUCAGAAUAUGAGAAGACACUGCUAGCUAUAAAACAAUGCACUAAAAAGCAUGGAAAGGACACAACAAAGGAUAGAGAGCCUAAAAGCAGGAAGUACAAACGUAUUAGCUCAAAAGCCGAUCAGGUAGAUCAUCCAACUGUUUGGAAAUCUUCUCCAAAGCCUCGGGAAGAUGCUGUGGGAAAUCUUUCUUCAGUUCCUGAAGAAAUAGAAGGAAGUCUCAUGGGAACCGAAGGAACUCCUACUGGAACUGACGGAAGGUCUACUAAUGGCAGUAACACAAGUCCAGCAGUUAUUUCCCUGAAGGAUUUGAACACUGGUGUGGAAGGUUUGAACACACCAGUGACAACUAUCCCUCCCAUUAGCAUGCAUGCCAGAAUAACCACUUCUGUGUCUUCUAACAAAAAUCUCAAUAAUGACACCAAUGAAACUUCAAUUUCGAACUCAAGAAUGCAAGAGAAAGUGAAGAUAAAAUCAAGCCCUUGCGCCAACCAGCUGACCGAAAUACUUCCAGCACCAAAUCUAAUUCCCGGAAACCCCUGCCCAAGAACAUUACAGAAGAAGGACUUCAGUUAUUCAAGAAGGCAGAUUAAGAAGGAUGAGGACACUGAUCUUGGUGAGCAACCUGUACAAAUAGAUCAAGAGCUUAAUGGAACAAGAAAAAAGCCGAAGUCCACAAAGACAGGGAAGAGAGAUCUCCAUUUCCCUGAGCUCCCGUCAACUGGCUACCCAGUGGAAGGGAAGGGGUUGGAAGGAAAGUGCAAAAUGCUGAAAAAGGAGUUGAGAAUCCCUUCGUUGGUGAUUUCUGACCAGGAUCAAACUAGGAACACUUUCCACCAGGCCACGGGAGAUUCACGGAAAGCCAGGAACUCUGCAUGUAGAAUGCAUUGCCCGGGAUGAAAGAUUUCCAUGUAAUAAAGCCUGUCAUUGCUGAUGGGAGAGUGUGCCACAUUUAUUUUAGCUAAAUUAAAACAAAGCAAUUUUUUGAAAAUUCUUUC